Necator americanus (New World hookworm) is the source of this 705-nucleotide messenger RNA. RefSeq lists its product as uncharacterized. The transcript is spliced from 7 exons. NCBI's taxonomy places the organism in Eukaryota, Metazoa, Nematoda, Chromadorea, Rhabditida, Ancylostomatidae. Bases 1 to 705 code for a protein of 234 amino acids. The record is from RefSeq and is a predicted model, not a curated record.
AUGUCUGGUGAACAUCAUUGCGCCGCUACCAGCACUGUUAACAAGAAAUGUGAAUGUGAGGAUGACCUGCGAGACUCCGAUCGCCUCUGGACGGACUUUGAGCAUUGUGCUCAGCAAGUUUCGCGGCUUUAUCGUGAUCCUACCUGGAAAUCUCUGCAAACGGCUGCUGCUUCUACCACUCAGCUAUAUAAGAGUUCAAUUGAUGUUCAUCGACGUGGGUUCGAAAAAGGAUUUCGCGCUGGCCGUAUUAGUUUAGCUAAGGAGGUGAUGACUGCGCUAACGAGUGGAUCAGCUAUUGAUCUAAACAGUCUCUUCGAAAUGUUGUACGCGAAUGUGCGCAUGUCGUCCACUGAAGAUGGGCAGCGCAUGGCUCCUCCACCUGUGGUAUCCUCAGACACCGUUGCAGCUGUACAUCUCUUCCAACAGGUGGAUAUAGGCACUCUCUCCUGCUGCAUCGGCAUCCCCUCAGAGGGGACCGGAUCUCAAUGCAUUUCUGUCAUCACAGGUGCAGCGUCAUCGCAAACGACAGCGUCAGCGAUCACCAACAUCUCCUUCCACACUUAUAAAGAAAGUGCGGCGAAUAUAGAUUUGCUGGCUUAUCGUGCUAGGAAAUUUCAACUGCUCUCGUUCUUGUACAUAACAAACCCUCAAACUCGUCGAUAUGUUUUCAGUUUUUCCAGGAGUUUGCUUCUUGUCCGCUUAUAG